Molecule: messenger RNA, 651 nt
Organism: Colletotrichum spaethianum
Lineage: Eukaryota; Fungi; Ascomycota; Sordariomycetes; Glomerellales; Glomerellaceae
Exons: 1
Coding region: 1-651 (216 amino acids)
Source: RefSeq, a predicted model, not a curated record
AUGUCUGUCGUGAUUAGCCACUUUCACAACGAUCACAUUGCCGGAACCGAUGUCUUCGCCAAAGGGGGUGCUACAAUCGUGGGGAACGAUAGGACAGCGCGGACGGUAGAGCGCAAUGCGCAGAGUCUUGCUGCCGAUGAUCCUCCUAUUCAGGCUGUGCCUCCUACGGAUCUAUACACUAGCACGAGGGUCAUGAAGGUUGGCAACUUGAGCGUUGAACUGCACAAUUUCCAGAUACAUACUCCUGAUGGCACAGUACUGUGGAUUCCGUCAAAACAACUGUUAUUUGCUGGUGAUACUCUUGAAGACACGGCAACUUUCAUCGCCGAUGCCAAGAGCUUAUCCACGCAUCAAAAAGAACUCCAACGUAUGACGACCUUUCCCAUUUCAAAGAUUCUGCCGGCUCAUGGCGAGCCUAAUCGAAUUGCUACGGGUGGCUACAACGCAACUUUUAUCAACGCUACACUGCGGUACAUCGGUGUCAUGACGGAAGACGUGCCUCAACCAGCUGCUUGGACGCAGCCUCUUUCCCAGGUUGUCGCCUCUGACGUAGCUAGCGGCGACUUAAUCUACUUCAGUCAGUAUGAGGAGGUACACAAGAGCAACGCAGACUCGAUCCAGAGAGCUCGUGGAAGAGGCAACGGGAACUAA